Plectropomus leopardus (leopard coralgrouper) is the source of this 354-nucleotide messenger RNA. NCBI's taxonomy places the organism in Eukaryota, Metazoa, Chordata, Actinopteri, Perciformes, Serranidae. The record is from RefSeq and is a predicted model, not a curated record.
AUGAGUCCCAAACACGUCGUCUUCAAGAAAGUGUCCCACGACAAGUCGGUGGCUGUAUACAUGGCCAACAGAGACUUUGUGGAUCACUGCGGUUACGUGGAUCCAGUCGACGGGGUGGUGGUAAUCGACCCGGUGCAGCUCAAAGGAAAGAAAGUGUACGUGAUGCUGUCGUGUACGUUUCGUUAUGGCCGCCAGGACAUGGAUGUGAUGGGUGUGGCCUUCAGGAGAGACCUGUUCGUGGUGACCCGGCAGGUGUACCCUGAGCUGCAGGACAGAGACAAGCUGACACACACCAAGAUCCAGCAGAAGCUGGUGCGCAAGCUGGGGGACAACGCCUUCCCCUUCUUCUUCGAG